Coccinella septempunctata (seven-spotted ladybird) is the source of this 1469-nucleotide messenger RNA. Its product is annotated as box C/D snoRNA protein 1-like. NCBI's taxonomy places the organism in Eukaryota, Metazoa, Arthropoda, Insecta, Coleoptera, Coccinellidae. Bases 179 to 1093 code for a protein of 304 amino acids. The record is from RefSeq and is a predicted model, not a curated record. The transcript is spliced from 5 exons. Gene Ontology annotation, biological process: box C/D snoRNP assembly; maturation of LSU-rRNA from tricistronic rRNA transcript (SSU-rRNA, 5.8S rRNA, LSU-rRNA); snoRNA localization. Gene Ontology annotation, cellular component: nucleus; pre-snoRNP complex.
GACAGUUGUGUUGCAUACACAUAACAGACUAAAAUAUAUAUGUAUUAUUAGGUCCAUACCUGAUAAUAAUAAUAAUUAUUAGGUCUAUGUUGUGUUGUGUGCCUAAGUCCCUAAUCUUAUUUCACCCAAAGAUAUUACAUUUUUGAAUUCACCCAACUCUCCUUGGACAUAAAAAAUUAUGGAUUCCCUUAGAAUGUCGAGUAGCAUGUCAGAACAGUCAGAAGAACUACUCAAUACAUCCAGAUUGGGCAAUUGCGAUGUAUGCAACACAUCUAGAGCCAAGUAUGUAUGCCCCCGUUGCGAAUGCAAAACUUGCUGUCUAGAAUGUAACAAAAUCCAUAAAGAAGAAUUGGAAUGCACAGGAGAAAGAGAUAAGACGAAAUACGUGCCUCUGAAGAAUGAAAACAGAAACACAAAUCUGGUUCUGUUAAGUGACUAUCGGUUAUUGGAAGAAGUCACCAGAAAAACAGAAAACUUCCACAAAGCUGCAAAGCCCUACUAUUAUAGAUCACGAAAUAAAUUGAAAAAAUUGGAACUUGCAGCGAUGGCUAGGAGUAUAAAAUUGAAAUUUUACCCACCUGUUUUUGAGCGAAAUAAAAAUAAUACGACUUCAUUCGACUUUAAGCAAAAUUUGAUAUAUUGGCAUAUGGAUUGUUUUUUUGUCAAUGCAGAAAACUUGAAAUUUUCCAGCGAGCAAGUAUCUGAAAUGGAAAAAUUGUCAUCUGUUAUUGAGAAACAUUUAUCAACAAAUGAUGAAGCGAUUUCGAAAAAAUUAUUGAUUUAUCAAGCAGCGGGGCAUUCUGGAAUUAAAAUUUUACUCAGAGCUGAAAAUAAAGCUGGAUCCAAAUUUUAUGAGGUGAAUCUUAGCGACACUUUGAGGGAAUGCCUUAAAAAUAAAACAAUCAUCGAGUAUCCAAUAUUUUAUGUUAUUUUAGCGGAUCAUAAAUAUGGAUUCGAUGUAAUUGAUUCAGAUAUUGAAGAAGGUGAUGAAAAAGUAGGAGAUGAGGUAAUAAAUGCCAUCAUUAAACAAGAGGAUGAUGAUUACUAUAAAAAUGAAAAUCUUCUUGGGCUACAAGAUGAGGAUACAGAUUGAUCACUCCUGAUAGUUUAAGGAGGAACCUGAACCUCAAAAGCUGACUGAGGAAUUGAACAAUUUUAUCAAACAUUCUGCCUUAAACGAGAGGAAAUUUUAACAAAGAGCCAUUUUUAGUUAUAUCAGGCUAUAAAAGCAGCAUUUGAAAGGAGUGAACAGCUGCUUGGCGUGAGGAAAACUGUUUGGUUUUGAAUAAAAAAAAGACAGACUGAGAGGAAUAACAUUUUCCAAGAAAUCUCACUAUCCACUAUCUCACCUGGCCAGCCCAGCACUGCUGACAAAUGAAUAUAUGUGAUUAUAGUUAUAUCUUUCUAAACUCAACAGAUCACCCCAAAAGAAACAAUUAUUUUUCGAAAUAAAAAAAAAUUGAAAUCGA